AAAGACGACGUAGAAGAAGUAGGAGUGGAACACGGUCACCUAAAAAACCUAGGUCUCCUAAAAGGAAAAUGUCCCGGUCCCCGUCUCCAAGAAGACAUAAAAAGGAAAAAAAGAAGGAUAAAGACAAGGAGAGAAGUAGAGAUGAGAGGGAACGGUCAACAAGCAAGAAAAAAAAAAGCAAAGACAAAGAGAAGGAUCGAGAACGAAAAUCCGAGAGUGAUAAAGAUGUGAAAGUCACAAGGGAUUAUGACGAAGAGGAACAAGGAUAUGACAGCGAGAAGGAGAAGAAGGAAGAAAAGAAAAUGGCAGAUUCAUCCUCCCCUAAGGUAAAGGAGUCUGCCGCUGAUAAAGGAAGUGGAGAUUCAGCAAGGGAAUCCAAAGUGAAUGGGGAUGAUCAUCAUGAGGAGGACAUGGAUAUGAGUGACUGAAUUUUGCCUUUGCAGUGAACACAGCUGCAGAUGUGCAUCAGUGUCAUUCCUGUGUGAUUCUUUUAUGCUGUACUCGUUAAUCCUAAAUCUAGAUGUAUACAGCUAUACAUGGUUUGUAAAUCUCCUGAUACUAACUCACAUCAAAAGCUUUAUAGAAAGGUAACCAUUCUUGUUACGGCCGAAAGGGAUUGCGUAGCCAAGCAAUUUUUACUAACUCGGUGGUGCUUCAAGCAAAAGUAAAAAGCUGCAUGCAUCUACAGCAGGCAUGGACUGUUUGUUGUAUGAUCUCCUUUAGUAAAUCAGCUCACUUAUGAUAGUGUUUCUAGAAUUUGAUUCAUUGCAGUAAUAGAGCAGUAUAGGGAAUGCACUGACUGCAUGUUGAUUGUGGCAGAAACAUCCUAAAUGUUCUGAAGUCCUACAACAUAUGGUGGAUCUACUUAAGGAUCUUAAAUGUGACUACAGGAAAAAAAUUGACAGUACAUCUGAAAAUAGGCAUUCUGAUAGAGAUAAGUUUUUGUUUUUGUUUUCUUUAAGCCAUGUGGCUGGGGUUGGGUUGUUCUGUUUUGUUUUUCCUGGUGGGUUUUGUUUGGCUUUGACCAAGUUAAAAUGCACUAACCUUUUUGAGGGCUUUUUUUAAUCUGUCAGUUCAAAUCCAUCUCAGGCAAGUGGUAAUGGUUCUUAACUUUUCUUCUUGAGCCUUGGGAAGUAAAAAUCUCUGCUUGAUCAGUGCCCAGUGAUUAAAGGUUGAUUUGUGCAGUUUUCAUAAUCCAGGUCGUUUUAUUUGUUAAUGAGCUAAACACAUGGCAAAAAGGUAGUGCAUUUUAAAGUUGACCUUCGUAUGCUUUUAAAAGCAAGUCUACUUGAUAAUGUACUUUUUACUUGAUCUCAAGUUGUAUAAACUAAUAAAUUUGUGUUUACUGUCACUGCAGUAGUAAUCUUAUGCACACAGUGAUUCCAUGUUAUAUGCAAAGUAGUUAGGCAAGCUGUUUUCUUAGUUACAGAACUUCAAGAGCUUUUACUUGUGUGCAGGUAAAAAGACAAAAGUAGGCUACAGUCUGUGCCAUGUUGAUGUACAGUUUCUGAAAUUGUUUUACAAAACUUUGAUAAUAAAACCCUUAAACUUA
This is a messenger RNA of Phaethon lepturus (White-tailed tropicbird), 1552 nucleotides long. It is a transcript of the gene SRSF11, whose product is annotated as serine/arginine-rich splicing factor 11. The coding region runs from base 69 to 428 and encodes 119 amino acids. The transcript has 3 exons. The record is from RefSeq and is a predicted model, not a curated record. Lineage: Eukaryota; Metazoa; Chordata; Aves; Phaethontiformes; Phaethontidae.